This is a messenger RNA of Stegodyphus dumicola, 2055 nucleotides long. Its product is annotated as protein lifeguard 3-like. Gene Ontology annotation, biological process: negative regulation of apoptotic signaling pathway. Gene Ontology annotation, cellular component: endoplasmic reticulum; Golgi apparatus; membrane. The record is from RefSeq and is a predicted model, not a curated record. Lineage: Eukaryota; Metazoa; Arthropoda; Arachnida; Araneae; Eresidae.
UUAGCGAAAUAAAUUCGGCCAUUCAAGCGAAAGAUAUUUUUUCAAUUAAUUAUGGAAAACUAUAUGUAUCGAUUAAAGCAUUAAAAAAAAUAAAAACUCAACUACGUUAAAAGAACUCAGUUAUAAGAGUCUUGAGCUAGUAUUUUGCAACAAGAUGGGAGUUUCCCAGUGGACUUGUUUUGCAGAAGAUAUCAGAUUGCAUUAAGGUAGACCUCUCUUUUAAGAAGGAAUGAGAUUAAAACGUUCAAAUACAAAUAAUAACCCAAAGCGGGAUAGCAGUAGUUCAAAUAUAAGGCGCCAAAGUUCACAGCAGAGAGUAAGUGAAAAUGCCUCACAACCACAGACUUCACAGCUACCUGAGUCUCAGUUGAAUUCAGAAAUGCAAGAUAAUGCUGCGCAGUCGUAUCCCGAUCAGCGUAAUUCAGAGCAAAUACAUUCUCCUCAAGUUCUGGAACAGUCGUAUUCAUUAGAAAGCAAUGUAGCUCCUUCUAAGUCGGCCGCAAGAGUAGUACAUUCUGCACCUGUUUCAGAGCAGUCAAAUCCAGUACAGAGCAACCCAGGACAGCAGCAGUCAACAGCACGAGAUCACCAGUCACAGCAAUUUUCAGAGCAUUCAUCUAAUCAAGGCCAAAGUUUUCGUCGAGAUUUUAGAGAUCCUUUUCCUCCACCAUAUUAUCAAACUGUGCAACCACCAUUUUAUUAUCAAGUGCCACCUCAGUAUGCGUUUAGAGUGGUUUAUCCUACGGCACCUCCUACUCAAUCCUCAAGGCAAGACGCAAGGGCUGAAGAAAGACCUGGUGGACCACGUGCAGAUUGGAUUGGCUUCACAGAUAAGAAAAUUCGAGCUCAGUUUGUGAGGAAAGUGUAUUUAACUCUGAUGGUUCAGUUAUUGUUUACUAUGGGUGUUAUAUCCCUAUUUGUUUUCGAGCCUCAUGUAAAAGAAUUCGUAAGAAGCAAUAUAGUUAUAUACUACGUAUCAUUUGCCACCUUUCUAGGAGUUUAUAUUGGAUUGGUGUGUUGUGGCGAUAUCAGGAGGAAGUAUCCUACUAAUAUCAUCUUGUUAGCUAUAUUGACUGCUGCAAUGAGCUACAUGUUGGGAACUAUAUCAAGUUUUCAUAAAACGGAGAUUGUUUUCAUGGCUGUUGGUAUAUGCGCAGCUGUUUGUUUGCUAGUAUCCAUUUUUUCUUACAGUACGAAAUUUGAUUUUACAUCCUGUGGUGGCAUCCUCUGCAUUUUGUUGCUCGUAUUGAUCAUCUUCGGUAUCAUCACUAUUUUCAUUCCUACCAGGACGAUGGUGAUGGUUUACGCUGGUCUAGGUGCUACAGUUUUCACUUUGUAUUUAGCCUAUGACACACAGUUGAUUUUGGGAGGAAGGAAAUAUGAACUGAGCCCCGAAGAGUACAUUAUGGCUGUUAUUCAACUAUAUAUUGACAUUGUUUACAUAUUUCUUAACAUUCUUAUUCUAAUUGGAUUAGGUGAUCAGUAAACCAAAGGAAGAAAGCAAAGAUUGAAGUCGAAAUAAUAUCAGUACAGAAUCAACUCCAGCUAUGUUCGAGGAGUUGCAUGAAAAAAUUAUUACAAAAUAUUUUGGAGCAGUCAGCGAGUCUCCAUUAUCUACCAGCAGCAAGCCUCCGAAGCUUUCAGCCAUUACCAGCAGCAAUCCUUCAAUGCUUGCAUCGAGUAGCAAUAGUGAGGCUUCAAAGCCUCCAGACGAUAAAAGCAGCAAGCCUCCAUCUGUAACAAUGGAACGCAAUGAUAAGUUGAAUUCAUCCAGCAAUUCUGAAUCUGGCAAGCGCAUUUUAUUCAAGGAAGAAUUGUCAGAAUCUGACGUACGUAAGUACAGAUGCUGAAUAUUAUGAAAAUUAAGGAAAUUCGUCGAGAAUUUUUGUAACUGAAAACUGGAACAAAAUUGUACAAAAUAUGUAUACUUCUUCUGUGAUUGUAAAUUUCUAAAUGCAAUGUAAAAUGCGAUGCGUUAGAUACUCGUACUUUAUUUUUAGUUAUGUAAUCCUUAAACUAAAUAUCUCAGAAAAUGGCAAUAAAUAUUUGCUGUAC